This is a messenger RNA of Pelobates fuscus (common spadefoot toad), 1531 nucleotides long. Its product is annotated as 5-hydroxytryptamine receptor 3A-like. Gene Ontology annotation, cellular component: neuron projection; plasma membrane; synapse. Bases 47 to 1402 code for a protein of 451 amino acids. The record is from RefSeq and is a predicted model, not a curated record. NCBI's taxonomy places the organism in Eukaryota, Metazoa, Chordata, Amphibia, Anura, Pelobatidae. Gene Ontology annotation, molecular function: acetylcholine-gated monoatomic cation-selective channel activity; transmembrane signaling receptor activity. Gene Ontology annotation, biological process: signal transduction; regulation of membrane potential; nervous system process. The transcript has 9 exons.
GGUAAGAAAUCAGAACUUCGAUUCAGCAUUUUGUAUUUUCAUCAAAAUGUUUCUCUUUUUGUCCCUGCUGCUCACAUUCUCUUUUUUGGGUGUGGGACAGUGUCAGCAAAAUUGCAGUUUCAAUGACCUUGAAAAGGAUAUAAGACAGAACUAUUCUAUAAAAUUGCGUCCAACGAAAAAGGCAGCAAAUCCAACAAAUCUAAACAUAGAUAUACGCUUAUAUGCUAUUGUGAACUUGGAUAUGAGUAUGCAGGCUUUAACCACAUUUCUUUGGUUGAACAUGUAUUGGAAAAAUGAUUAUUUAUCAUGGAAUUCUUCUCAGUAUUGUGGGAUUACGAAACUGCACGUUCCUUACACAGAUUUCUGGAAACCAGACCUUUACAUCUAUGAAAUGAUUGAUGGAAAUUCCAAACCACUAGUAUUUCCCUAUUUUAUGCUUGAAUAUGAUGGUAAAGUAACUGAGGCAAGGCCAUUACGGAUUGUUAGCACCUGCAAAUUAGAUGUUUUCAAGUUCCCUUUUGACACACAGACUUGUAACCUGACUUUUGGUUCUUACGUGUACUUAGAUGCAGAAAUUGUGAUGGGUGAAAUCUAUAAUUCCUCCACUGUGACUCAACGGUCAGAAAAUAUACUUGCAAGCAAAGGAGAAUGGAAACUCUUAAACAUAAUUGUAUUUAACAGGACCAAAUAUUUCAGCAGUGGAGCAACUUUUAGUGAAGUGAGGUUUCGGGUUUCGAUACAGAGAGUUCCUCUAAAAUACGUAAAUAACCUUGUUGUCCCAGCUUUCCUCCUGGUUAUUGCAGAUGUUUUCAGUAUGUUAAUCCGGUCAUAUGAAGACAGACUCGUCUUUAAAAUUUCUGUGGUCUUAGGAUUCUCUGUGCUACUGGUGAUUCUGAAUACUAUCCUCCCUAAUUCUAAAAGUCCACCAAUCUUGGGUAUAUUCUGCUGUGUGUGCAUGGGUAUGAUGAGUUUCAGUACAGCUGGAAGUGUGUUGACCUCCUAUAUUGUGGAGUUAUCUUCUAAAGAUUGUAAUGUCCCAAAAUGGAUGAUUUGUCUUCUAAAGUAUUUGGCACCAGUGGUGCGUGUCAAACCAACAAUUACAAAUAAAGUGGAGACAGUCAUUUCAACAGACAAAGAUUGUUACAAUUCUAAGAAAAGAGAGCUUAAUUUGCAACCAUUUCACAAGAGGAAGAACUGUUCUUCACCGGAAGAAAAAGUUCUAAGGAAGAUACUAGCAGAGAUUGUUAAUAUUCAUAAUGAGUGGAAUAUGUCCAAUACCAAGGAUGAUAAGUGGUCUGAGUGGGAUAUUGCAGCAGCUGUGAUAGAUCGUCUGAUCUUCAUCAUUUAUGCUUUUAUUGUAAUAAUUUUAUUUAUUGUCGUAAUUAUAGCUUGGUCGACAUAAAAACUCUGAAUGAGAUGUAGUUUUAGUCUUCUGCUUAAAAAUCUGGUAUUUUUCAGUAAUAUUUUAUCAAUGCAUUGUUUUUAUUGCUUCAAGAAGACAAAUUAAAUGUGUUCUUCAACACUAGGGCAA